UCACUGCUACCUAUUACAGCCAUGGCAGCAGGACCCAUUGAAUUGGUAGCUCUGGGGAGAUCUAUGUUUCCUGGUAUGCUUUAUGACUGCCGAAAGGAUUCCUUCAUUCCAGGUGUUACUCUGUGGAACAAGAAAUCAAUGAAUGACAAUUUGGACACCCAUCCUCAGCCCAGGACUGAUUUGAAGUUCAGCGGCUCUGAUUCUUUAUCUGAUAAGUGCAAUUUAAUGGAUAUAAGUGCUUCUCUGAAAGCUAGCUUCUUUGGGGGGCUGGUGGAGGUGGGAGGAUCCGCCAAAUACCUGCAUGACACCAAAACCUCAAACCAACAGUCAAGAGUAACAAUGUAUUACAGUGAAACAACCAGAUUUGACCAGCUCAUCAUCAGUCAGCUGCAGGAUUUCUCCUACCCUCAAGUGUUUAAGCAGAAAACUGCAACUCAUGUGAUCACGGCUGUACUGUACGGAGCCCAGGCAUUCAUGGUGUUUGACAGGACAUUAUCAUCGAAUGAGAAUAUCCAGGAUAUUGAGGGAGAAUUAAAUGUAAUGAUCAAAAAGAUCCCUUCAUUUUCUAUUGAGGGAAAAGGAUCUGUACAAAUGACAGAUAAUGACAAGAAAACAGCUGAAAAUAUAUCCUGCACUUUUCAUGGUGACUUCCAUCUUGAGCAAAACCCCACCUCAUACAUGGAGGCCCUGGAUAUAUACCAGAAGCUGCCCACACUGCUGAAGGAGAAUCCCCAGAAUGCAAUUCCAAUAAAAGUCUGGCUAUAUCCUCUUCAUUUACUAAAUGAUAAUGUAGCCAAGCUGAUGAGAGAAAUCAGCUCAGGUCUAGUUUCCAAAACUGUAGAUAUAAUUGAAAAGCUGAAUGAAGUCAACAGGGUUUCCAGUGACCUGUCCAAAAAUACACUGACAGGUCAUUUCAGUAACAUCCAAGAGAGACUUAGCUCGUUUCAGGAAUCAGUUGGCAUCUACAAGAUGGUGUUCCAGAAAGCUGUGGCCAGGGUCUUGCCUGAUAUUCGAGGGGGGGUAAAGGAGGAGGGAUCCCUUGCAGAUAUCCUGAAGAUCCACCAUGACUCCCCUUUUAAUGCAGGGAUGCUAAACCAGUGGUUAAAAGAUGCAAAAUCUGAACUUCACCUCCUGAGUUCUUAUAUGGAGAUGCUUGGUGGGAUCAAACUUGAAGAUUCAGACGGUCUCAGCACCAUCCUUCUUGAUCCUGAUAUUGAUGUUGUGGUGUGCUUGACCAUCACAUCUUUGAGCUAUGAAGACCCUGAUCUCAAAAAACAGGAGGAGUUUCUGAAAUCGGACCAGUUUAAGAAGCUAGAUGGAGCAAACGGCCAUGAAACAGAUGUGGAACCUGUCAGAAAGUGGUUUAACAAUCCUGAUGCCAUCAGACAGAUGAGAGAGAGCUUAACUCAAUUCAGGAGUUUUUCACUGGCUAAUAAAGAUGAUAAGAGAAUCUGCUUCAUUGUUUCUGCUAUCUCAGAUAGCUCCAAUCCAGUCACUUCCAUUUAUCUGUAUGAAAAAGGAGAUCUGAAAAACACAAAGUUUCAGUUGCCAUCCAAACCACCACCACCAAUAGUGAAGGAUGUCCAGGACGAAACCGUGUCCCUGAAACUGCAGAAGCCUUCGACUGGAAAAAGAGUGAAGUACAGAGUCGAGUACAAGGAGUCAAGCGCUGAUUCUGCUGCUGAAGAAAAUUGGCUUGUCAUAAACACACCUGAUGAAGACUUUAUUCUGACUGGAUUGGAGGCUGGAAAGUUGUACUUGAUCCGCUACAGGACAGUGAGUGAAGUGGGAGUGAGUGAAGUCAGUGAUAUCAUCAGCACAGAAAAAUCUUCAGCUAAUUCUAAGCCUAUUGGUGGGAAAGACGGAGCAGAGUUCAACUUUAUAACAUCUUCUCACAGCAUUUCCUUGAAGGAAAUCAGCAUCACUUACACUGAGACGUCUCUGAACUCCAUCCAAGUGACUUUCAGCUGUGGCAACAGGAUGCAAACUGGAAACGUGAACGGACCAAAUGAAAUAGGCUAUACAUUUGACGACAGUAAAAAAAUUGUUGCUGCAACAUUGUGGCCGAAUAAAGAUCAAAACAAACUUGGGGGUUUGGAACUUGAGUUUGAUAAAGGGCAAAAGUUUUCUUGUAAAUGCGACCAACUGGGUGACGCUGUGAGUGUGGAUGUGAAGUCAGGAAUCUGUUAUGGCAUUACAGGCCGAAGUGAUGGCAGUGAAAUUAUUGCUCUGGGUCUCUACUUCAUUUAGAUCCACCUAUAAAUCUACUACACACGUCUACUUUAAUCAAUCGUUAGAUUUAAUUUCCAAAUAUUACUCGGUAUGUAAUCAUUAGGGCUGUCAAAAUGUUUCUUACACACCACGAUGCAGAAACGGAUGCAGGAUUGUUAUUUACUGUGUAUUUUCUCUAAAUUGUACUUGAAGUUGUUUGAUAAAUUAAAGAAGUGUGUUUUAUUUGAGCGGGUCAAAUCAAAGGUACAAUCCCGAUAUCUAACAGCUCGCAUGGUGUUGUGAAGUAAAAUUAAAAUUUGUGUAUGGAAAGCAUUAACGCAUUGUGAUUCAACGUGAUGUCUAACUGAACCAAAUCGAUGACAUGAUAAUCGUAACCGAACCAGAGUAGGUUCACACCCCUAGUCAUCAUGAAAAAAUUAAAAAUAACAAGCGUCAAAUUAAACAUAUAAUCAAAUGCGUGAGUCGAUCAGUAAAUUGCUGGUUGUAUUUAGGGACAUACAGGGUCUGUUUUCUUCUUUAAUCUGUCCUUUGUACCUUGGGGAAGGUUGUAAAAAUGUCUGAACUUGUGCGUUGAGAAUAAA
This is a messenger RNA of Danio aesculapii, 2813 nucleotides long. RefSeq names its product cytolytic toxin-alpha-like. Gene Ontology annotation, molecular function: protein binding. The record is from RefSeq and is a predicted model, not a curated record. Lineage: Eukaryota; Metazoa; Chordata; Actinopteri; Cypriniformes; Danionidae. The transcript has 4 exons. The coding region runs from base 22 to 2250 and encodes 742 amino acids.